GUGCGAAACUGGGCGAGGAAGUUCCUGACCGAUGCCUCCUGGGCCCCGGCCAGUAGCGGACCGCGCGGGGCUGUCUACUUCUUCGUUGGGAUGGUCCGCAACAUGGUGGCGUUGGGUCAAGAGCCGAGCUCGGAAGCGGAGCGGAUCUGCAAGUCCCAAAGGUAG
This is a messenger RNA of Symbiodinium sp. CCMP2456, 165 nucleotides long. NCBI's taxonomy places the organism in Eukaryota, Dinophyceae, Suessiales, Symbiodiniaceae. The record is from the annotation of a GenBank genome assembly.